Periconia digitata is the source of this 1082-nucleotide messenger RNA. The record is from the annotation of a GenBank genome assembly. NCBI's taxonomy places the organism in Eukaryota, Fungi, Ascomycota, Dothideomycetes, Pleosporales, Periconiaceae.
UAACACACUCACACACACACCCACCACUGCGUGUAUACAUGCACCUGCGUUCUGCAACCCCCUCGUACAUAUCCUACUCGCUCGUCUGGUACCUAGGUACUUGGACUGCACAUACAGUACAAAAAUACCUGGAUGUCUCGAAACUUGGAUAUAUCCAGGCCAUGUUCUGGUCAUGAUGAUUCCUUCGAGGCUCUGCUCUGCUCUGCUCUGCUCUAUUUUGCUGGCCAGGCCAGGCCGUGUGUCAAGGUGAUGUCAUUCUCUCGUUAAACAAACGGGCGUGCGUGCGCGUGUGCGUUCGUGCUCGUGCCCGCCACAGCCCCCAAUUUCCGAGGGGGGGAGCAAACAACAGAACAAGCAGGACGUCGACAAUGCAAAAUGCCCUCGAACCCAUCCUGCUGCUCCCUUCCAGACCCGACAAUGGAGGUGUGCCGGCGGGAGAUGGACGCUGCACCACGGUACGUACCUGAAGGGCGCAUCCUCAGAUAAGGCGCGGCCACAGCAGGCUGGCUCCCAAUCACCACGGCACCCCGUCGCACGCAACAAAGACGCCAUCCCUGCGCCGUUCCACCAUCCCUGCCCGGCCAGCCGCGCUUGGCCAUGUUUACUAACCCAUUGUCCACUCUCCAUCUGCUGGGCUUGUACUGUGUUGGCUAUCUUUCCGCUCCGCUCCGUCUCGACUUACUCGACGACAUGAAACUCCACCUCCGUCGCAUGUCAUUUCUGUGUGCUGCAUUGUUAUGGAUCACCUUGGGGCCCACGGCUCGUAGCCUCCCCGCGUUAACCACCAUCCAGCAAGCACCUGCCCCGCCUCAUCCACGCACUCACUAUCCGCAUGUCUCUGUAUCUGUGCAAACAGUCUUUGGCGGGCUGCGCAAUCCACGCGGGAACGUCGCAUGUUGGUCACCAUCCGCGAAGCUGCAUCAAUAUACGGACUGUACGGAUGCUCAAAUCAAUACCACACCUGCGUCAGAUAAGCAAACGAGUGCACUAGCAUCCAUUCACCGCCGUCGGAGAGCCAUGCCCUUGUAUCCAUGAUCGCGAUCUUUGCAAGCAGCUUGGCCACAAGAUCCGUCACCUUGCUC